This is a messenger RNA of Vespa velutina, 5502 nucleotides long. It is a transcript of the gene ci, whose product is annotated as transcriptional activator cubitus interruptus. The transcript is spliced from 11 exons. Gene Ontology annotation, cellular component: nucleus. NCBI's taxonomy places the organism in Eukaryota, Metazoa, Arthropoda, Insecta, Hymenoptera, Vespidae. Bases 190 to 4071 code for a protein of 1293 amino acids. Gene Ontology annotation, biological process: regulation of transcription by RNA polymerase II. Gene Ontology annotation, molecular function: DNA-binding transcription factor activity, RNA polymerase II-specific; RNA polymerase II cis-regulatory region sequence-specific DNA binding. The record is from RefSeq and is a predicted model, not a curated record.
AGUGCUGGGGGAGGAGGUGGCGGCGGUGGUGGUGGAGGAGACGGUGGAGGCGGUGGGGCCACGAGUGGUGGCGGAAACGUUGGAGGGGGCGGGACCGCAGGGAACGGGAUUUCCAGCGGCGAUUUCCUCCGUAGAAGUCACCCCCUCUCGGAGCAUACGGCCCUGCAUCCCACCUACCGGCUCAACUACAUGGACCACCUUUAUCAUCAGCUUCAGGCCUCCACGCACAGUCCAAGCGCCUCGUUACACGGACUGGGUGGUUUGGGGCCAGAGUAUAUACUCCAUGCAACAGGGCCAUCGAGUACAUUAGCAUCGUCAGAAUUUCCCUUUUCCAUUGACGUUUCAGCAUCGUCGAGAUUAGGAAGUCCAAGAGCAUCGGCGAUUAGAGCCAGCCGUAAACGGGCACUAAGCAGUUCACCAUACUCCGAUCGCUUCGACAUCGACAGCAUGAUUAGAUUCAGUCCAAAUAGUUUAGCGUCCAUCGUUAAUGGCUCAAGAAGUAGUAGUGCAAGUGGCAGUUAUGGUCACUUAUCGGCCGCCAUGAGCCCAGCUUUAGGUAUGCACCCUGGCAUGGCGCCUCAUUUGCAGCAGCUUCAGGCACACCUUUUGAGAAGCGCCGCCGCGGCGGCUCUUUUGCCUCACGCGCAUCCUUUGCAACCGCCUGCACCACCGCCAUUGCCUCCACACCCUCAUUCUCACCCUCAUGCGCACGGUCUGUCACCUCACUCGCAACUUUAUCCUUGUGUACCACCUCAUUCUACGGCAUCGACGACCCUUGCUCCUCAUGGAGGAUUGCCGCCAAAGAGUGAGAACGCAGAAUCCUGUAGGAAAGCGUCAGAGACAUCUUCAAGAUCAGUCACGGCGGAAGCAGAUACAUCUUCGAGAAGAACGUCUACCAAGGUUAAAAGAGAACCGGCAACAACUACCACCAAUACAACGACAACUGCUCCACCAACUCAUCCUCAAGGACUGAGUCCUAGUGAGGAUCUUCGAGAUGAACCUGGUGAUUUUAUUGAAACGAAUUGUCAUUGGAGAGAUUGCGGCCUUGAAUUUCCAACUCAGGAUGAUCUUGUGAAGCAUAUUAAUAAUGAUCAUAUACAUGCCAAUAAAAAGAGCUUUGUUUGUGGUUGGGAAGAAUGUUCAAGAGAGGAAAAGCCUUUUAAGGCACAAUAUAUGUUAGUGGUACAUAUGAGAAGGCAUACCGGUGAAAAACCUCACAAAUGUACGUUUGAGGGUUGUUUCAAGGCAUAUUCAAGACUAGAGAAUUUAAAGACACAUUUGAGAUCUCACACAGGUGAAAAGCCAUAUACCUGCGAGUAUCCAGGUUGUAGCAAAGCAUUUAGCAAUGCUAGCGACCGAGCGAAACAUCAGAAUAGGACACAUUCGAACGAGAAACCGUACGUCUGUAAAGCACCUGGCUGUACAAAAAGGUACACGGAUCCUUCGUCUUUGAGGAAACACGUGAAGACAGUCCACGGAGCGGAAUUUUAUGCCAAUAAAAAGCAUAAAGGUGGUGGCGGAGAUGGCGGUGGAAGCGACGAAGCAGGUGCAGGAGGACAUAGUCCUAGUAGAAGCGAAGACUUACAUCCCAAGACACCGAGUUUAUCGAGUCCUAGCGUAAAAUCUGAGAGCGAGGCCAAUAGUCCACCUGGUAUGAUGCAACAACAAGGAAGUCCUCUUAUUGGAGGUUGUAACGAUGAAGUGACCGGUGUUGGUACUCUUACUAAUGACGGAGCUAAUCUCUCUGAAGAACCAUGGACCGAAGAACCUGACGAUUUAGACAUAGCUGAUCUUCCAAUAGCUCUUCGUGCUAUGGUUGGUGGAAUAGAAUCUCAACAGCAACAACAGGUAGCAACAGCUACUUCGAGGAAUCGUAUGAAGGGAAGAUUAAAUGCUAAGGGUGUACCAACGCUUCCGGUUAGCGUGUCCGGUAUGAGAGGCGUUCGUGGCAUGGGUGCUCAAAGUAAUAUCGGUGAUUUGAACAGAAGGAUCACAGAUUUAAAAAUGGAAGGUGGUGUUCCAGCCCGUCAAACCAGCUUAUCGGAUUUGCAGCUUAGAUUGCAACCUUUGAGCGAACCAAGGAGAGACAGCAACAGUACUGUUAGUACGUAUUAUGGCAGUAUGAGAUCAACUGAUUUUGGUAGUAGAAGAAGUAGUCAGGCUAGUGGCAUUAGUGCCGUAAGAACUGGAGCUACUGGACCAGGUAGUUUCUACGAUCCUAUUAGUCCUGGUACUUCUAGAAGAAGUAGUCAAAUGAGCACCACGUCUGGUAGAAUUAAUCCUCCGAGUCAUAUACAAGGACCUUAUUCUACCAGUAAUCUGGUUGUACAAACACGGAACAUGUCGUUGCAGGGUAUCCAAGGCAAACCAAACGAUUGGAACAAUCCCAGUGAACAUUGUACUCAACCUUCCGGUGAUCGACGAAUGUCUGAACCUGCAAGAGGUCAUCAGGCACAUAGAACAUCUCCACCUAUGCCACCGAGACCAAGGUCGGCACAAUUGCCAGAACUUCAUCCAAAUCAAGAAGUUAUUUUGGAUGAAGUUGGGGAAGGUGAAAUGGUGGAAAACAAGCUUGUCAUUCCAGACGAAAUGAUGCAAUAUCUGAAUCAAGUACAAGCAGGUGGUAAUCAAAGCAAUUAUAGAAGCAGUCCUUUACCUAUUUGUCAAUCACCGAUAUGUACAAAUCCUUUGCAUUAUCAGCGACAGAUGCAACCUUCGUGUAAUUACAAUCAAACGCAUCAACAGAAUUGUUAUUCAGCUCAACAAUCUUCGCAGCAAUCUUGUCUGAAUUAUCAAAAUACUUCUCCUGUUCCAUACAAUCAAUGUCCAAGUUCUCGGCCUACUCAUCCCUCUUCUCAAUAUUGUCCACCACCUCCCAACUAUGCAUCUCAACCUGUUCCAGCACAAAUGGCAAGUCCUGCGAGUGGUCAAGUAAUAUCACCGGGGUCUCACUAUGCUCCUAGUCAUAUCAGUGAUCAACCAUUGACAUCUCCAGCAGCUGGUGCCUUGGCGCCCCAACAUACUUCUCAAAAUAUGUUACAAAAUUCUGCUCAACUUACAAGAAACUGUUCUCAAAAUCACAUGUAUCAUAACUAUUAUCCUAAUCACGGCUGUCAAGUACAGUUAAAUUCCAAUUGCAAUCGCAAUGCGGGCAAUCAAACGAAUCAUCAUUCCAGUCAAACGUGUAUAUCGGCCAAUCAUACGCCGAUGGGCCAACAACCUUGUACGCAAAUACGUUCGAAUGUUAAUUGCCAACAAUCGAUUCCACACUGCACCCAACAACCCAUUUUAUCUGGUCAAUCUACGAUAAAUCAUUCUAAUUCACAAUGUAAUCAAACAACGAAUCAAUGUUCAAGACCAGUUGUAACACCGAAUAGUCAAAUGACGAGUUUACAUCCGGAUCAACAAACUGGGAAUACUAAUCAGUGUACGCUGAUGUCACCACAUUGUUCGCAAAUGAAUGUUACAAAUCAAACCAAGGUCAUUAAUAACAUGAGCGGAUUACAGGAAUGUCAACAACAGGCACAAACGGCUAACUCAUGCAUUCAAAUGCAAACCUGUAUUCAUCCAAACGGUGGCCAUCAUCAAAAUAUUACAAAUGAUACGUCAAUGCCUAAAAGAACAUCCCCGCAGUUGUGUAAUGCAUUACAAAGUAAUGGUAGGAUACAACAACAAAUUUGUGGCCAUGGCUGUCAGAUGCGAACUAAUCCACCCAAUACUCAUCAAUAUAAUUGUAAUUGUCAAUGGGGCUAUGGGGAACAAUGCUAUCAAGAACAGGCCGGCACGAAUUUGUUAGAAAUUCAGUGCAAAGAUAUAAGCCAAUCGCAACAAGGUUCCCCGGUUAAACCACCACAAGGUAUGAGACAAGAUUCUUAUAGGAGAACAUUAGAGUAUGUGCAACAAUGCAGAAAUUGGUCUGGCAAUAUGCAUGAUACUAAUGUAUCAAGUUCUACUCAUCCUAUAUCUUUGCCACAGCCAUUACCAGCUAGCGCCAAUAUGGUUGUUAACGAUAUGACGUCAUCCUUAAGCUCUUUACUCGAAGAGAAUAGGUAUUUGCAAAUGAUUCAAUGAAUUAAUUUUCUUCCGAAAGUAUUUAUAAUAUCAUAAAUUUAACGAUAUCGCGCAUAUUACUGCCUUUCAAUCGAUAGACUUUAUGACAUAUUUAAGUGCCUUUCAUGAGUGCUGUUUGAUACAUUGUGCCUUAGUAGUUCAUUAUACCUUUUCUAUGAUAUUCUUCAGAAUAUAAAUUUAUUUUAAAUAGCUAUUUUAUAAAAAUAGCAUUAUAUAACAUUUAAUUCAGAGAAAAAUGAAGAGAGAAUUGUAUUUUUACAAAGAAAUAUGUCUUAUAAUAUACUAGCCAAGAAAUAUUUUUCUUUACUUAACAAAAUAGCUAUAUGCUUUCUAUAGAUUGAUUCUUUUACUUGUACUAUUUACACAUACGCACACGCUCACGUACACAUACAUAUUCACACGUAUACGCACACACAAUGUGUAGAGGUAUUUACUAUAGUAAAUUCAUUUGACUGCGCUAUGUACUUUAAGCCAUACCAUGAUCUUUGUAGAUAUAAUUUUAUGAUACACAUUUCAUACAAGUACUGAUUAUUGAAAGUGUGCCAAUUAUACUUCGUUUUUCUAAUCAUAAUUUUACCCGUUUAGUUCUCUGACGAAUAGUGCAAAAUGUGCACUGUGAUACAAAGAAUUUAAGUUAAUCCCUGGCGCCUGGACGACAAAAACAAUAAUAUUUUUUUUAACGAAAACUUUUGAAUUAUAAUUAUUGUAAAUCAUUUUUAAUUACAUAGAAUAUUUAAAGUUUUGUAAAUCUGUCAAUUACAUAUUUUAAAAUGAAACUUUUAUUAUGCGGUUAGUCUAACGUCAUCAUAACAAUUCAAAUUGCUAAGUUUAAACAUAAUGACAUAAUCAAAAUUGAUUUUGUAAAAAAGGGCCAACGCUAGAUUAAAACAAAUGUAGAUAAAAAGUAGUGGAAAUAGUUAUAAGUGUAAACAAUGCGAGAAAAAAUACAUUUUCAGUAUGAUAGUAUGAAAGUAUGAGUGAUAACAUAGGUUGAUUGUUUUCUCUUUUUUAUUUUUUUUUCUUUUUUUUUUUCAUAAAGAUCUUCGUGUAAAGAAAUUUAAGGAUAAUUAUUAUCAUCUAAAUUAAAUCAUUCGGUUUAUAACCGAUUGAGAUAAGAUUGAGUGCCUUUAAAAAUCAUUAAGAAGGUCGUUAAAUAAAAACGCUUCGAGAACAUAGUAACAUAGCGUACCUAAAAUGUGUUUUUGUUAUGCGAACAUUAUUUUUUUUUUUUUUUUUUUUUUUUUUUUUUUUUUUUUUUUUUUAUGAAUUUUAUUAAUCCAUUAUAUAAGACUAUGGAGAGAGUUUUGUGAAUACUAUACAUACUUAUCAUAUACAUAUAUAAUAAAAUUCAUAUGGUAAAACAAAAGGACGAAAGGUUUUACAGCCCAACUAUUGUUAAUUAUUUGACGAAUAAACAAAUUUUCUAAAUUA